Molecule: messenger RNA, 3240 nt
Organism: Hippopotamus amphibius kiboko
Lineage: Eukaryota; Metazoa; Chordata; Mammalia; Artiodactyla; Hippopotamidae
Gene: DGKI
Product: diacylglycerol kinase iota
Exons: 34
Coding region: 1-3240 (1079 amino acids)
Biological process (GO): lipid phosphorylation; intracellular signal transduction; regulation of synaptic transmission, glutamatergic
Cellular component (GO): nucleus
Molecular function (GO): ATP-dependent diacylglycerol kinase activity; protein binding
Source: RefSeq, a predicted model, not a curated record
AUGGAUGCUGCGGGAAGGGGCUGCCAUUUGCCGCCCCUGCCAGCGGCGCGCGGACCUGCUCGCUCCCCUGCGGUGGCGGCGGCCGCCCGCGCCGUCCGCCGGCCCGGCCUCUGCAGCGGCGCUGCCUCGGCUCCCUCCGCGGCCGCCGGAGCGGUCGCCAUGAACCCCAGCUCCUCGGCGGGAGAGGAGAAGGGGGCGACGGGCGGCAGCAGCAGCAGCGGAAGCGGCGCCGGGAGCUGCUGCCUGGGCGCCGAGGGCGGCGCGGACCCGAGGGGCGCGGGGGCAGCGGCGGCGGCGGGGGCCGCUGCCCUGGAAGAGCCCGGGGCCGCUGGUCCGAAAGAGAAGGACGAGGCGCUGGAGGAGAAGCUGCGGAACUUAACUUUCCGGAAGCAGGUCUCUUACAGGAAAGCAAUCUCCCGGGCUGGCCUGCAGCAUCUGACUCCUGCACAUCCCCUCAGCUUUCCUGUGGCAAAUGGGCCAGCAAAGGAGCCCAGAGCGACUCUGGACUGGAGUGAAAAUGCCGUGAAUGGAGAGCACCUGUGGCUGGAGACCAACGUCUCGGGAGACCUGUGCUACCUGGGAGAGGAGAGCUGUCAAGUCAGAUUUGCAAAAUCAGCUCUCAGGAGGAAGUGUGCCGUCUGUAAAAUCGUGGUCCACACAGCCUGCAUCGAACAGCUAGAAAAGAUUAAUUUCAGAUGUAAACCAACAUUUCGAGAAGGGGGCUCAAGAUCACCGAGAGAAAACUUUGUGCGUCACCACUGGGUGCACAGGCGCCGGCAGGAGGGGAAAUGUAAGCAGUGUGGGAAGGGCUUCCAGCAAAAAUUCUCCUUCCACAGUAAAGAGAUCGUGGCUAUCAGCUGUUCCUGGUGCAAGCAGGCGUUUCACAAUAAGGUGACCUGCUUCAUGCUGCAUCAGAUUGAGGAACCCUGCUCCCUGGGGGCUCACGCUGCUGUUAUUGUCCCGCCCACCUGGAUCAUUAAGGUGAAGAAACCUCAGAACUCUCUGAAGGCUUCAAAUCGGAAGAAGAAGAGAACAAGCUUUAAAAGAAAAGCCAGUAAAAGAGGAACCGAACAGGAAAACAAAGGUCGUCCUUUUGUGAUAAAACCUAUCUCUUCUCCUCUCAUGAAACCCUUGCUUGUGUUUGUGAACCCCAAGAGUGGAGGCAACCAGGGAACCAAAGUCCUGCAGAUGUUCAUGUGGUACCUGAAUCCACGGCAAGUCUUUGAUCUUUCUCAGGAAGGGCCAAAAGAUGCGCUUGAAUUAUACAGGAAAGUACCAAAUCUGCGGAUUCUGGCCUGUGGUGGGGAUGGAACGGUGGGCUGGAUCCUUUCCAUUCUGGAUGAACUGCAGCUGAGCCCUCAGCCUCCCGUCGGGGUCCUUCCUCUGGGGACUGGGAAUGACCUGGCUCGAACUCUCAACUGGGGAGGGGGCUACACUGAUGAACCUGUCUCUAAGAUCCUUUGCCAAGUAGAAGAUGGGACAAUUGUACAGCUAGAUCGCUGGAACCUCCAUGUGGAAAGAAACCCAGACUUGCCUCCGGAAGAACUUGAAGAUGGCGUGUGUAAGCUUCCUCUGAAUGUUUUCAAUAAUUACUUCAGCCUCGGAUUUGAUGCCCACGUCACAUUGGAGUUCCAUGAAUCCAGAGAAGCAAAUCCAGAGAAAUUCAACAGUCGUUUUCGAAAUAAAAUGUUCUAUGCAGGGGCAGCUUUUUCUGAUUUCCUACAGAGAAGCUCUAGAGAUUUAUCCAAACAUGUUAAAGUUGUCUGCGAUGGGACAGAUCUCACCCCAAAGAUUCAGGAACUGAAGUUCCAGUGUAUAGUAUUUUUAAAUAUACCCAGAUAUUGUGCUGGCACAAUGCCCUGGGGGAACCCAGGAGAUCACCAUGACUUUGAACCCCAGCGUCAUGAUGAUGGUUAUAUUGAAGUCAUUGGAUUCACCAUGGCCUCUUUGGCUGCCCUGCAAGUCGGGGGUCACGGAGAAAGGCUGCACCAGUGUCGGGAGGUCAUGCUGUUGACUUACAAAUCCAUCCCCAUGCAAGUGGAUGGGGAGCCCUGUAGGCUGGCCCCAGCUAUGAUUCGGAUCUCACUGAGGAAUCAGGCCAACAUGGUACAGAAGAGCAAGAGGAGGACAUCCAUGCCUUUACUCAAUGAUAUCCAUCAGGUGCAAGCUGCGGACCUGCGGAGAGUGUCUGCCCCGCCAGGCUCCUUCGCCAUUCCCCAGUCUGUCCCAGACCGUCUGAGGAUCCGGGUGAACAAAAUCAGUUUACAAGACUAUGAAGGAUUCCACUACGACAAAGAGAAACUUCGGGAAGCUUCCAUCCCUCUGGGUAUUCUAGUUGUGCGUGGAGACUGUGAUUUGGAGACUUGCCGUAUGUACAUAGAUCGCCUGCAGGAGGACCUGCAGUCAGUUUCUUCUGGCUCCCAGAGAGUUCAUUACCAGGACCACGAAACCUCCUUCCCCCGGGCGCUCUCAGCUCAGAGACUCUCCCCAAGGUGGUGCUUUCUAGAUGCUACUUCUGCAGACCGCUUUUAUCGAAUAGACAGAUCUCAGGAACAUCUGCACUUUGUGAUGGAGAUUUCCCAAGAUGAGAUUUUUAUUCUGGACCCAGAUAUGGUGUUGUCACAGCAGGCAGGGACACCUCCAGGAAUGCCUGAUCUGGUGGUGGAGCAGGCCUCAGGAAUGACAGACUGGUGGAAUCCUGCCCUCCGGAAACGCAUGCUGAGUGACAGCGGACUGACAAUGAUAACGCCACACUAUGAAGACUCAGAUCUGAAAGAUUUCAGCCACUCCCGAGUGCUACAGUCACCAGUCUCUUCAGAAGAUCACGCAAUUUUGCAGGCAGUAAUAGCUGGUGAUCUUAUGAAGCUAAUAGAAAGCUAUAAGAAUGGAGGCAGCCUGCUCAUUCAGGGACCAGACCACUGCUCACUCCUUCACUACGCAGCUAAAACCGGCAAUGGGGAGAUUGUGAAAUAUAUCCUUGACCAUGGACCUUCCGAGUUACUGGAUAUGGCAGACAGUGAAACGGGUGAGACUGCACUGCACAAGGCAGCCUGCCAGCGGAACCGGGCUGUGUGCCAGCUUCUGGUGGACGCAGGAGCAUCUCUGAGAAAGACGGACUCCAAGGGUAAGACACCUCAAGACAGAGCACAGCAGGCCGGGGACCCGGAGUUGGCUACCUACCUAGAAAGCCGCCAGAACUAUAAGAUGAUUGGCCAUGAGGACCUGGAAACUGCUGUUUGA